Molecule: messenger RNA, 1666 nt
Organism: Drosophila suzukii
Lineage: Eukaryota; Metazoa; Arthropoda; Insecta; Diptera; Drosophilidae
Gene: Trf4-2
Product: Topoisomerase related function 4-2
Biological process (GO): RNA 3'-end processing
Cellular component (GO): nucleolus; TRAMP complex
Molecular function (GO): poly(A) RNA polymerase activity; mRNA binding
Source: RefSeq, a predicted model, not a curated record
CAUUCGAGAUCAGUUGGCAGCUCCGUUCGAAUAACGGCGCUAUUCGCGUUUUUCUGAUUCGCCUUUCGCUUUUUCUUCGCUUUGCGAAUCUAAUUUUUCAUUUUCUUUUCCGCGCCAAAACAAAAAGCGGACUCGUAAAAUGUGUGACGCAGCGAAUCCAGCGAAGCCUUGGCAGCUUUCCGGAAUGGCCUACGGCAACGGGGUCUCGGCGCUGUGUCUGCUUCACCAGGAGAUCGACCAGUUCUACAACUACAUCCAGUCCACGCCCACCGAGUUCUACUUGCGCGCGGAGGCAGUGCGUCGCAUCGAGGAUGUGGUUCUCUCCAUCUGGCCAGGCGCAUGCGUGGAGGUCUUUGGCUCAUUUCGGACUGGUCUGAACCUGCCCGACUCGGACAUCGACCUGGUGGUGCACCACGGCUACUACUGGAACCCCGGACUGCUGCAUGAGCUCCAAAGUGAGCUAGUUAGUCAGGGGGUCACGGAUCCGGAAACCGUGAGUGUCCUCGACAAGGCCUCCGUGCCGGUGGUCAAGUUCACGGAGCGCAUAUCCCGAAUCAAGUUCGAUGUGACCUUCAAUGCGGGCGCAUCGGGCGUCCAGGCCGCCGAGCUGAUCAAGGACUUCAUUCGCCAGUUCCCCGAGCUGCCCAAGCUGGUCAUGGUGCUCAAGCAGUAUCUCAGCCUCCAAGGACUGAAUGAGGUCUACAGUUGCGGCGGGGUCUCGUCCUACGCCCUCACCCUCAUGGUCAUCAGCUUCCUGCAGCAGCAGGCGCGUAUCGGUAAGCGCUAUAAUGCCAACAACAAGCUGGGCCUGCUGCUCCUCCAGUUUCUGGACUACUAUGGCCGCAAGUUCGACUUCUUCAAGUACGGCAUUUCGGUUCUUGGUGACGGCGGCUGCGUGGAGAAGGAGCGACUUCGCUCCUCGCUGGGCGAAAACAACUGGUCGGUGCUCAGCAUCGAGGAUCCGGUGACGCCCACGAACGACAUCGGAAGGAGCUCCUAUGCGGCGCUGCAUGUGAUGCAAGGAUUCGAGGCCGCCUUCAUGAAGCUCUCCAAGUUGGUGGACUCCGACUCGGCCAAAAUCGUGGGACCCAUUCUGGCCAACAUGGUGGAAGUGCCGCAGUCCAUGGUCAACUACCGGGCUUGGGUGCAGUACAACUUCCAGCACUUGGUGGGGCCCACUUCCUCUAGUCCCAAUCCCGUUGGACAACCGGCGCUCACCGGCUCCUCCACGUCCUCCGCCUCCGAGGACGAGCGCUCGGAUGGCCACCUGACUGUUCGGAACGGAUUUCGCCGAUGCGGCGAUGGUCCGCCCCAGAACCUAGACUUAGAAGCUAACUUGUCCAACCUUAAGUUGAAUUAAGUACGUUGGCGAUUAUGCUACUGGUGAUUUUACUAUUACAAAAUAUCAUAUAACAAUUUAUUUGCAUACCUAUUAUGCUCGGCAUAUGAAAACUAAAAAAAAAAUCAAUUAUAGGCUAUGUAUCGCAUUUUUUAUUUAUUAAUUAACAAUUAACUUUUAAAUUUAAAAAGGAAACAUGUUUUCGAAUGCAUAAUGACACCUGCCAAUGUAGUUGAGUAACUAAACACUUUCCAAAUAGCGAAAGAGAAAUGUAAUGCCUAAUUGUACUUGUGACAUAUUAUAAAUAAAAUACAACUUAAGCCGCAA